Molecule: messenger RNA, 7028 nt
Organism: Hypomesus transpacificus
Lineage: Eukaryota; Metazoa; Chordata; Actinopteri; Osmeriformes; Osmeridae
Gene: atp13a3
Product: ATPase 13A3
Exons: 35
Coding region: 440-4225 (1261 amino acids)
Biological process (GO): intracellular calcium ion homeostasis; polyamine transmembrane transport
Cellular component (GO): late endosome membrane
Molecular function (GO): polyamine transmembrane transporter activity; ATP hydrolysis activity; ATPase-coupled monoatomic cation transmembrane transporter activity
Source: RefSeq, a predicted model, not a curated record
AAAUAAGCGGAGGAGAAGAAGAAGGGACGCAGCCAGUUCAGGGCAGUUCACCAAAACGACUAAUUUACAGCCACACAGCUCCUAACUGUCAGUAGGACACCUUCCAUCUCCUUUUGUGGGGACCCAUUCGAUUACUAAAUUCUAUCAAGAUCGCUUUUCAACGACGUAUUAUUUUCGAUACAACAACUGCUUUUGUCUCACUAUGACUCUAAGGUGAUCCUUAAAUGAUCCGGGUGAUUCUGACUCCUGUGUGAAGCGCACACUUGCCACGACCUGUCAAACAAAGCCCCACUAAAUGCGGCUUUAGUAGCUGGGAAGGGGUCCAGGUUGGUGUUGUGAGAGAGUUAACCGGGGAGAAGGACAGCCUGGUAACUUCACUGCCCAGACACCUAAGUGAAUCAGCAUUUCUCUGUGGGCUUGGUGACUUGUCUGCAGCGUCAUGGAGAAAGAAGACCUGAAGAUCAUCAACAAGGGCGAGGAGGAUGAGAUGGAGCUCCAAGGGUACCGGCUGUGUCGCUGGCGCGUGGCCCUGGUGGGCCUGGGGGUGUUGUGUACUGGGGGCUUCCUUCUCCUGCUACUGUACUGGAUGCCCGAGUGGUGUGUGAAGGCCACCUGCACGCGGACCACCGUCAGAGACGCCCAGGUGGUGCUGCUCCAAUCCACUGACGAGUUCAAGCGCUGGUUCCUAGCGAAGGUUCGAGUAAUGCUAGCCCCAGGAAGACGCCCAUUUGACAGCCUGGAGACCCCUGCUGGGGUCAACGGACACGUACCUAACCCUUCAGACACCCCAGCUCAGGAGUUCAUCAAGAAAUAUGCAGAGUACCAGCCCACUCAGAUCCGCUAUUUCACACUCCACAGCACAAAGUACUACUGGAAUGACGUGGUCCAAAACUUUGAGGCAUUACUAGGCCUGGAGGAUCUGCAGGUCAACUGCUCAACCAUACACUCAGAGCAUAGCACUGGGCUAACUAGUAACCAACAAGAAUACAGGAGACUGUUUUUUGGAGUAAAUGAAAUAUCAGUGAAAGUGCCUUCAGUUUUCAAGCUGCUAAUCAAAGAGGUCCUCAACCCUUUCUACAUCUUCCAGCUCUUCAGUGUGAUCCUCUGGAGUGCAGAUGAGUACUACUACUACGCUAUCGCCAUCGUCUUCAUGUCCGUCAUAUCCAUAACUACCUCUCUGUACACCACUAAAAAGCAAUAUGUCAUGCUUCAUGAUAUGGUGGCAGCUCACAGUGUCGUCCGUGUGUCUGUGUGCCGGGCCAACAACGAGAUCGAGGAGGCCUUGUCCACAGACCUGGUGCCUGGCGACGUCGUGGUCAUCCCUAGCAACGGGACCAUCAUGCCAUGUGAUGCUGUGCUGAUCAGCGGUACCUGCAUUGUCAAUGAGAGCAUGCUCACAGGUGAGAGUGUUCCGGUAACCAAGACCAACCUCCCCAACCCAGGCCAUGCCCAGGGGGACAAGGCGCUGGAGGACGACACGCCGUACAGCACCGAAGAGCACAAGAGACACACACUCUUCUGUGGCACCCACGUCAUCCAGACCCGCUUCUACUCCGGAGAACUGGUCAAGGCUGUGGUGGUCCGCACAGGCUUCAGCACAGCCAAGGGACAGCUGGUUCGCUCUAUCCUCUACCCCAAGCCGACGGACUUCAAGCUGUAUCGUGAUGCCUACCUCUUCCUGCUGUGCCUGGUGGCUGUUGCCGGCAUCGGCUUUGUGUACUCCAUAGUCCUCAGCAUCAUGAACAAGGUGCCGGCCAAGACCAUCAUCAUCGAGUCCCUGGACAUCAUCACCAUCACUGUGCCGCCGGCGCUGCCUGCUGCCUUGACGGCAGGCAUCGUCUACGCCCAGCGCCGCCUUAAACGGAUCGGCAUCUUCUGCAUCAGUCCACAGAGGAUCAACAUCUGCGGACAGCUCAACCUGGUCUGCUUUGACAAAACAGGCACACUGACAGAAGAUGGACUGGACCUAUGGGGUAUCCAAAGGGUAGAGAAUGGCAGUUUCCAACCAUCAGAGGAGAAGGCCUACAAGGAGAGCCUGGUCAAGUCCCAGUUUGUGGCGUGCAUGUCUACCUGCCACUCCCUCACCAAGAUUGAGGGCCAGCUCUCCGGGGACCCUCUGGACCUUAAGAUGUUUGAGGCCACAGGCUGGAUCCUGGAGGAGGCCACAGAGGAGGAGACGUCCCAUCACAACCUCAUCAUGCCCACCGUGGUGCGGCCUCCCAAACAGCUGCUCCCGCCCGAGCCCACUGCCUCCCCAGAGCAGGAUAUGGAGUUGUACGAGUUGUCGUCGGCCUAUGAAAUCGGCAUUGUGCGGCAGUUUCCCUUCUCCUCCGCCCUCCAGAGGAUGAGUGUGGUGGCCCGGCUUCUCGGGGAGAAACGCAUGGAUGCCUACCUCAAGGGGGCGCCAGAGGUGGUGGCCAGCCUCUGCAAGAAGGACACGGUUCCAGAGAAUUUUGCAGGUGUUCUGGAGGACUUCACAAAGCAGGGCUUCCGGGUUAUAGCCUUGGCCCACCGCCGCCUUGAGUCCAAACUCACCUGGCACAAAGUCCAGAAUGUCAACAGGGAUCAUAUUGAAGCCAACAUGGAAUUCCUGGGCCUGAUCAUCAUGCAGAAUAAACUCAAGGCAGAGACCUCUGGAGUACUGGAAAACCUCCGCAAAGCCAACAUCCGUACCGUCAUGGUCACUGGCGACAACAUGCUGACUGCCAUUUCCGUGGCGAGGGAUUGCGGUAUGAUCCCCCCACAAGACAAAGUGAUCAUUGCGGACGCCCUGCACCCUAGAGAUGGACAGGCAGCCAAGAUUACAUGGCGCUACGCAGACAAGCCCAGCCAGUCCCAUGACCUGGACGACAACUAUAGGAAUGUGGAGAUCUGCUUGGAGGAUGUGUGCCACACAGACAAGCCCAAGGCUCAGGAGCAGUACCAUUUUGCCAUGAGUGGCAAGUCCUUCGCCGUCAUUACCGAACACUUCCAAGACCUGCUUCAGAAGUUGGUCCUUCACGGCACGAUUUUCGCCCGAAUGGCGCCUGACCAAAAAACCCAACUCAUUGAGGCUCUACAGGGUGUUGACUACUUUGUAGGGAUGUGUGGCGAUGGUGCUAACGAUUGUGGUGCGCUGAAGAGGGCCCAUGGUGGGAUAUCUCUGUCGGAACUGGAGGCUUCGGUAGCCUCUCCCUUCACCUCGCGCACCCCCAACAUCUCCUGUGUCCCUAGUCUCAUCAGAGAGGGCCGCGCCGCUCUCAUCACCUCCUUCUGCGUGUUCAAGUUCAUGGCCCUGUACAGCAUCAUUCAGUACAUCAGUGUCACCCUCCUCUACUCUAUCCUCAGUAACCUGGGAGACUUCCAGUUCCUCUUCAUUGACAUCGCAAUCAUCCUCGUUAUCGUUUUCACUAUGAGUCUGAACCCAGCGUGGACGGAGCUGGUGUCCCAACGCCCUCCCUCGGGGCUGAUUUCCGGCCCGCUGCUCUUCUCGGUUCUGACCCAGAUCAUCAUCUGCCUGGGCUUCCAGACCAUCGCCUUCCUCUGGGUCAGACACCAGCACUGGUAUGAGAUCUGGACGCCCCAGUCUGAUGCCUGCAAUAUCACCUCCCACGGCAAUUUCUCUCCCGAGCACAACUCCAGCGAGGACUUGGACCACCACAACAUCAAGAACUACGAGAACACCAGCCUGUUCUAUAUCUCCUCCUUUCAGUACCUCAUCGUGGCCAUCGUGUUCUCCAAGGGCAAGCCCUUCAGGCAACCCAGCUACAAAAACUGGCCGUUUGUGCUGUCAGCCUUAAGCCUUUACGUAUUCCUUACUUUUAUCAUGUUCUACCCCGUGGCGGCCAUCGACGACUUUUUAGAGAUUGUGUGUGUGCCGUUUGAGUGGAGAAUCACACUUUUCUGCGUCAUCGUUGUCAACGCUGCCGUGGCGGUCUUCGUGGAGACCUUCGUGCUUGACGUCGUCUUAUGGAAGCUUGUGUUCAGCCGAGACAAGCAAGGCAGCUACGGCGCCACCUCUGCUGCCAGCCCGACACACCAGAGUGGCAUCGACCUCUGGGGCCGGCGGUGUCUGUCCUGGCUGUGCUGUAGACGGAGCACCAUGCCCAAGGCCCUCUACAUGCACCUGGCCCAAGAGCUCAGCGUGGACCCCGACUGGCCCCCCAAACCCACCACCACCACCGAAGCCAAACCCCCGCCACCCGGACCAGAGAACGGCUCUUACCAGAUAACAGGCGACUCCUAGCACCCCCCCGGCCCCCCAACCCCCGCCUACAGUUUUUUUGUUUUUACAAUAGUUGGACCACGACGACAGGUUGUUGAUGAUGGCCAUGGACGACUCUGAAAGUGAAGGGAAAUGGUGGGAAGGAGGAGGAGGAGAGGUUGUGCGACCAGGUCACCUCUGAUGCAUGUCAUGUAGCCAUGUCAUUUCCUCCUCAGAGCCCUCCUACUCUUCCUAAUGUAGGCUGACACGCGUACUCUCAACACGCGUGUUUUGUGUCGACUCCCCCGCAAGCCCUCAACCCAACCUUCUCUGCUGUCCAAUAAAAUAUCUGCUGUCCAAUAUGCACACAUGCACAGUGAUUUGCUUUCGAUAUUGCUUAAUAUGCAGAGAACUGACAAAAUCAAGGGACCUACGCAGGAUUCUGAUCUACGGUCUCUGUGAUUCUCGGCACCCAUAGAUCUUUUAGAGUACUUGUUUUGGUGUGUGUGUGUGCACCUAUCAGACACACACGUACUCUCCAAUUGAGCGGUUACCAAGGGGAUUCGAUGCAUGGACCUGCAUGAAACAAGGUUGAAUACCACCACAGCAUUUCUACAAAACGUUAGAAAUAUAGGAGUCUGCUGUAGCAGCCUGCCUGCUUUAAGGAGCAGAACGUGUAGAGAUGGCAUGCAAAUCGACUUGAGAACACGGGCAGAACCCACGUACAUGAGACCUUCCAAAGCUCUUCUCGAUCUACAAAAUCAUGUGAAUUUAGCCAUGGUCGAAUACUACUGUCUGUCUUUUAUUUUUUAUUUUUCAUUAGAUCUUCUCUUUAGCUUUUUCUUCCUAUGGAAGACCAAUCAAAGAAUCCUACUAGUCAAAGGCCAAACAUUGUGAUUGUCAGUUGCUUGCUGUGCGCACACUCAGUACAGCCACGCCAUGCAGCCGCAUUGUACCAAGGUACACUGCUGUGGUAAUGCAUGUCAGUAUGCUUUAUGGCUAGGAUAGUUGAAAGACCAGGUGAAGGUCCAAGAUAUGUUUCCUGUGCUCUGCUACAUUACAGUAUUCAAGAGACAUUUUCAAUAUCAGAAUUUACAGAAUACCGAACAUGCAUUUUGAUCCACUUACACAAACAGUAAAUGAACUAGUACGCACAUGAUGACUAUUUGCUGCACAGCAAUGAUGAGCGUUUCUAGCGUUCUAACGUUUUUAGAUCAGAUUUCAAGUUGUUGAAAUUCCACCCCACUUGACUCAAUGAUCCAGUAGCAAAGCAGUCAAUAACCUCUAAUAAUUUAAGGCAAAGUAGGAAUUUAUGGACAACGUCCAUAAUGAUCUGUAUUUUGAGUUCACAAAAUUGAAACGGAUUACAUUAUCAGACUUUUAAAGUAAAUCAUGAUAUACACUCAUCAUUCUUUUCCGGUUGAUCAUGAAGCCUAGCUGAAGUGCAGAUCAUGUGGAAAUAAAUUAUGGUUUUGACCAGGACAGUGGUUAAUAGCCAAAUUAUUUCUCUAUGGAAACUGGUUGAUAUUAGCCAGGGGGUAAAAAAGAUCAUGGAGUCAUGGAACAUGAUGUUUUCAUCUGCAGAGAAUCUUGCAAAUAUAUCACAAAUAUUGACAAAUAUAUUGACCAAUGUUGCUUUGUUUUAUUGUAUUCUUUUGUACAGACUUAUGUACAAAAUGGAAAUGGAUAGUGCAAUUAUUAUUAUUUUUUAUCAUGAUGCAUACUUGAACAGCACCCUCAAGAUUGGCACCAAAAUAUUCCCAUUUUGCAGUCCCCAAAGAUUUUAAUACAAUCAAGUUAUUUGAGCAUUUCAUAUAUCUUCCGAUUUCUCAAAAAGACCAACUCCGAAUGAGACUGAAAAACAAUGGACCUCGUGUUAAUAAUAAUAUGAAAACGUUGCUGUAUUUGUUGAGAUGCAUAUUUACAGUAUUCUGCUCAUUUUCAGCAUUCUAUUAUUUAAAACGUCUCCAUUUUUUUUUGUAACAGAGGGCUUUGUUGUUGCUUUUUACUGUUGGUACUGUUUGUCAUGAUACAUUUAAAAUUUCUGUCUGGGUUUUAUGUUUUGUUAUUGUUAUUCAUUUACAGGGCUGUAAUUUGUUGAUUUAGCUGGUUUGGAAUAGAUGCCUUUGGCUUUUCUUUGACGGUUUGAAACAAUGAUUCCGAGGUGGGAUUAUAAUGGCAUCUUGACUGAGAUGUAUUGACUUUGUAACCAAGCACUCGAGCUUUUGUCACUGUAUUGUGUAGAUGGAUGUAUGUCUAUUGAUUGAUGAAGAAGGGAUUCCACAUUAUUGGGCAAAUAAACCAGGCAAAUUAGAUACUCGUAUAAACGUUUUAUUUUUUCAGUUUGUGAAAUCAAGAUGCACAUUACAUGCUGAAGAAUGUGCAAUGCUGUCAGUGUAUUUUUAUUGAUUUACUUUCAAUAUCUAUCCUUGUAAGGAUUAUUUUGCUGCUUGGGGACAAUGAUUAUUUAUCAACUGUCAUAAUGGUGCACCUUUUAAUCCUUUUUGUAAUCCUAAUAUGUUAUGAUUACCAUCAAUCUUGUAAAUUCAGACUUCAUGAAAGCGCUUGAUAGUUUUUGGCUCAAUGGAUUACCAAGAUAUGACAAUAUCAAACCGAUUGAGUGUAUGCUGAGAGCCCUAUGAUCUUUUACAGGUACAUGAUUCCAAGGGUUGACACCUUUAUUCUCUAGAAUUGUAUUUUGAUUUUUUUUUUUUUUUAACAAGACCAUCGAGAGACUUUCAGAACCGAUCAGCCACUAAAAUUGUACAUGUUCCAGUGGACAUUAUUUCCUCAGGGAAAUGUGUAUUUGUAACAAAUAAAGAAAUAAAGUUGAUACCUAACUAUU